Messenger RNA from Chilo suppressalis (striped riceborer), 402 nucleotides. The record is from the annotation of a GenBank genome assembly. Lineage: Eukaryota; Metazoa; Arthropoda; Insecta; Lepidoptera; Crambidae.
AUGAUAACAUUCGUGUUUGCGUUGUGGUCAGCCGCCCGGGCUCUGGGCUGGGCGUGCGAGCCGGUGGCAGGCACGCCGGACGUUGACGAGGCGCCGGUGCUGCCGCGACUGCGCUCGGCGCGAGCUUCCAGCGACCUCUCGACGCUUAGUAAUACCACCACCAGCUCUAGCCAGACCAGCAGUGGAGAAAAUCCAAAGAGUUUCGAUGUGGAGAACGGGGGAGGCGUUGGCGGGGCCGCCGGGGGCGCGCGGUCCCCGCUCGAGGGCGGCUCGCCGUCCACCGCGCUCGUGCUCCAGGCCAUGCCGCAGCGCCGCGAGUCAUUCCUCUAUCGCUCCGACUCCGACUUCGAGAUGUCGCCCAAGUCGAUGUCGAGAAACAGCUCGAUCGCCAGCGAGAGGUGA